AUGUAAAGUAAUAGUAUUAUUGAUGCACCAAUAUAAAAUUUUCCAAAUAGGAAAUUUGAAAUAAUAAAAACACUUGGAUAAGGAGUAUAAGGGAGUGUAUUUUUAUGUAAAUCAAAAAAUUGGGGAUUCAAUGAUUAAAAAUAAUUUGCAUUGAAAAUUCAAUAUUAAUCUAAGGCUGAUGAAAUUUAAUUUAUUGAUAAUCUUAUAGCAUAUUAAAAUCAAUAUGAGAAUUUAAUUAAUUAAGGAAAAUCAAAUUAUUAAUCAUCUGGUUUAAUUAGAAUUUAUGAGAGAUUUUAAAUUAAUAACUAAGAUAUUAUAAUUAUGGAAGCAGGAGAAAUAGAUUUAUAUGAUUAUAUAAAAUAAUAAUAAUAGAAUUUAUCAUUUGAUUAGAAAUUAAAGAUUUUAAUUUAAGUAUAAUAAUAAUAACAAAUAUUAAUAGAUAACUUAAUCAAUAUAAUAUUUACAUUAAAAUAAUUUAAUUCAUAGAGAUAUUAAACCUGAAAACUUUAUUAAAGUUGCAGAUUAAUUUAAACUUAUUGAUUUUGGAUUAAUUAGACAAAAUUAAGGUAGGAUAAAGACAAUGGGAAUUGGUACACCUUUGUUUUAAGCUCCUGAAAUUGUAGAAAAUAGUUAAAAUUACACAAAAGCAGUAGACAUUUGGUCACUAGGUUGUGUAUUUUAUGAAAUUUUGACUUAAGUAUCUUUAUUUUAAGGUAUAUAACUUUUGUAAAUAUAGGGAAAACUCAUUAAGAAUUAAUAAAUAUGAUUAAAAAUUGUAAAAUUGAUAAGAAAUAUCUAUUAGAAAGAUUAGACUAAUUACCAAAAACAGGUAAAAAUGAUGAUGAAUUAAAGACCUUGUUAAUAUAAAUGUUAGAACCUUUUGAUUAAUAAAGAAUAGAAAUAAAUGUUGUUGUUUAAAAAUUAAAAACUAUAAGUUAAAAAGAUAAUAAAUUUUUUUAAAUACCAUAAUAAAUAUCUAAUAAUGAGAUAAAAUAAUUAGAAGAUUUAAUAAAAUAGAUGGGAUUAGAAUUAAAUAAUAUAAAUCAAGAAAUUAAAUAAAAUAACAAUAUUGAAAAUUAAUUUAAAAUUAUUGUUUAAGAAUAAUUUAAUAAAAUAUAGUUAUUGAUGUAAAAUUAAAUACCUUAAUAAGAUUAAACAACUGAAAUAUGUAAAUUUAUAUAAUAAAAUAUAAAUGAAUUAAAUUAAUCAAUUACAAAUUAGAUUAUGNAUUAAUCUAAGGCUGAUGAAAUUUAAUUUAUUGAUAAUCUUAUAGCAUAUUAAAAUCAAUAUGAGAAUUUAAUUAAUUAAGGAAAAUCAAAUUAUUAAUCAUCUGGUUUAAUUAGAAUUUAUGAGAGAUUUUAAAUUAAUAACUAAGAUAUUAUAAUUAUGGAAGCAGGAGAAAUAGAUUUAUAUGAUUAUAUAAAAUAAUAAUAAUAGAAUUUAUCAUUUGAUUAGAAAUUAAAGAUUUUAAUUUAAGUAUAAUAAUAAUAACAAAUAUUAAUAGAUAACUUAAUCAAUAUAAUAUUUACAUUAAAAUAAUUUAAUUCAUAGAGAUAUUAAACCUGAAAACUUUAUUAAAGUUGCAGAUUAAUUUAAACUUAUUGAUUUUGGAUUAAUUAGACAAAAUUAAGGUAGGAUAAAGACAAUGGGAAUUGGUACACCUUUGUUUUAAGCUCCUGAAAUUGUAGAAAAUAGUUAAAAUUACACAAAAGCAGUAGACAUUUGGUCACUAGGUUGUGUAUUUUAUGAAAUUUUGACUUAAGUAUCUUUAUUUUAAGGUAUAUAACUUUUGUAAAUAUAGGGAAAACUCAUUAAGAAUUAAUAAAUAUGAUUAAAAAUUGUAAAAUUGAUAAGAAAUAUCUAUUAGAAAGAUUAGACUAAUUACCAAAAACAGGUAAAAAUGAUGAUGAAUUAAAGACCUUGUUAAUAUAAAUGUUAGAACCUUUUGA
Paramecium primaurelia is the source of this 1949-nucleotide messenger RNA. Lineage: Eukaryota; Ciliophora; Oligohymenophorea; Peniculida; Parameciidae. The record is from the annotation of a GenBank genome assembly.